This is a messenger RNA of Botrytis fragariae, 516 nucleotides long. RefSeq lists its product as uncharacterized. The record is from RefSeq and is a predicted model, not a curated record. The transcript is spliced from 2 exons. Lineage: Eukaryota; Fungi; Ascomycota; Leotiomycetes; Helotiales; Sclerotiniaceae. Bases 1 to 516 code for a protein of 171 amino acids.
AUGGAAUUCUCAAGUACAACAUGGCUGUCGAUUACAGGAAGCACUUUUUAUUAUAUUUCCUUGCCAAUUAUUGUUAUUUCCAACUGGCUGUUGGCUAUUCUUAGGAUUGCUCUGGCCCCACUGCUACAUUUGGGAAACUCUUUGGUUUCUGCUAUGCUUCUUCCCUUGAGAGUAGUCGCGAAAUUCGAGACCAUCAUCAUAUUCUUGGGGUCUGCAAUCGUCAUCGGCUUGAUCACAGGUUUGUUGUUACGAGUUUCCUCCAACAUACUCGCAUCACUGUUCAAAUUGACAUCAGACCCUGAAGACACGGAUCGUUCUGUGGCAUCGAUACGCGCCGCACGAGAACAUAAGAAGAGAAACUCGAAAUCGGAUCCAUUGAAAUGGAAGGUCGACCCUUCUGUGGAGAAGAGACAUUCCGGAUGGCUGGAAAAGGAUGGAGGCAGAAAGAAGGACGAGCACGGGCUAUCGGCGCAGAUCAUAAUUGAGGAAGAUGAUGACUCCGAUGAUGGAUUUUAA